AUGGCCCUUCACCGGCUUCAAUUGCUCGCGGCGGCUCGCGGCGUCUUUGCACCCGAACAGUGUGGCGUUCGACCUGGUCGCGCAGCAGCUGACUGCCUCGCUGCCGUCGUCAGCACCCUUGAGCGGGCCCUGCACGAUGGGGAGAUGGCAAUCCUGCUCCUACUUGACGUUCAGUCGGCUUUCGACUCGCUCCCCCACGCGUCCACCAUCAGUGCUGUGCGCGCACUCGGUGUUGAGGGCAGGCUCUUGAACUAUCUGCAAGCCUUCCUCACUGACCGGACGUUUUGUGUGCGCGUGGGGAGAGCGACAAGCUCACCGCGCUCCGUCCACUCUGGUGUACCACAGGGCAGUGUUCUAAGCCCGUUUCUGUUCAAGCUGGUGCUCGCGCCAGUCGUGAAGUGCCUCCCAGAAACGGCUGACCUCCCUGUGCGCGUGGUGAUCUAUGCCGACGACGUCGCGCUGAACGUGCGCGGCCCCACUCGCAAGUGCAGUGCUGUGCGAGAACGCAUCCAGACAGCGCUCGAGCGCGUCGCUGCCUUUUUGGAGGGCAUCGGCCUGGCGCUCUCUCCAAAGAAGACUGAGGCGCUCGUGGUUCACCUCAGGGCUGCUCCGCGCCGCCAUCUCUCGUGUCUACAGCUCCACGGUGCGCCGAUCGGCUGGCAAAGCUGCGUGCGCUACCUCCUGCUCACAAUCGACAACCGGCUACGGUGGCUGCCCGCUGUCAAGCGCAUUCACCAGGCCGCCCGUCGUGUCGAGACCUGUGUGCGCCGACUCCUCGCCCGUGGUGACGGCUGCCCCCCACUAAUGCUUGAAACAUCUACGAGCUCUCGUGUGGCAGAAACACUUGCGGAAGCUCGCGUGUGGCCUGUGUCAUUAACAUCCGACAUGCGCGCCCUCUGCCACGUGGAGCGCCAUAACCGAGCCCGGGACGCCGGCCCCCUACUCACUAGACGGCGUGCAGUGCCCAAUUCGUGCGUCGGCCGAAUCCUCGACAUCUACCACAGUGUGGUGGUCGACGAACCGACGCCCCCUGCACGCUGGCCCGCCCCUCAUUAUCGCGAGCCCCUGCCAGUUUCCCUCGAGCUCCCUGGUGUCCGCUGCAAGCGCAACACCCCUCGCUGUGCCAUCGCGCAGGAAGCCUCAGCACGGAUGCACAAGGACCUCGCCGGCAGGAUCCACGUCUUCUCCGACGGCUCUGUCCUACAGGACCGCUCCGCUGCUGGAGCCUGCGUCGCCCCCGAGCUCGGCACUGAACUCCAGCGACGCCUGAGCUACUGUGCCUCUUCCACCACAGCCGAACUGGUGGAUCUGCAGCUGGCUGCCGAUCUCCUUCGCGACUCGGCGGCUGUCACGAGCGCAGUUAUAUUCUGCGACUCUAAACCAGCCCUGCGCCAGCUCGCGAGGGAGGACUCCGGAGCACCACUUGCACAGCUCGUUGCCCAGAGUCUCCUGGCACUACGGGAGAGUGGUUGCGACGUUGUCUUGCAAUGGCUGCCAUCCCACGUUGGCAUCGCAGGCAACGAGGCGGCGGACGAGCUCGCCAAGCAAUGCCCUGCACUUGACUACGCACAAAAGCGGCUCGUCUCGGUGUACCGCCUCGUCGGACUGCCCUGUGCGUCCCUGCAGGACUUCCUGCAUCCCAACGCCCUAGUCCACUUCCUUGAGGACGCGAACCUGAUCGAGCGUGUUUUCUAG
Molecule: messenger RNA, 1695 nt
Organism: Rhipicephalus sanguineus (brown dog tick)
Lineage: Eukaryota; Metazoa; Arthropoda; Arachnida; Ixodida; Ixodidae
Exons: 3
Coding region: 1-1695 (564 amino acids)
Molecular function (GO): RNA-DNA hybrid ribonuclease activity; nucleic acid binding
Source: RefSeq, a predicted model, not a curated record